Molecule: messenger RNA, 1760 nt
Organism: Argiope bruennichi
Lineage: Eukaryota; Metazoa; Arthropoda; Arachnida; Araneae; Araneidae
Product: aldehyde dehydrogenase, mitochondrial-like
Exons: 12
Coding region: 176-1732 (518 amino acids)
Molecular function (GO): aldehyde dehydrogenase (NAD+) activity
Source: RefSeq, a predicted model, not a curated record
GUAAACAAAAACUUAUCUCUCCUGAGUAUUGUGUGAGGCAUAUCGUAACUACCGGAUAACAAGGUUUUGAUAUCAGAGAAACCUGCAUUCUAAUCCAGAAUUUACUGAAAGCUUCCUUCAGUUUAAAAUUUCUCCAGUGUUCUUUGUUUUUGGAAGUUCAAAAUAAUUUUUAAAGAUGCUCAAGCUUUCCUUAAUCAAUAGACUAAUUAAAAAUCCGUUGUUAGUGGCAAAAUGCUGUUAUUCGGCGUCUGCUACCGGUCCGAUUACGCAACCAGAUAUUCGUUGUACCAAGAUUUUUAUCAAUAAUGAAUGGCAGAAGUCUAUCUCUGGAAAAUCAUUCCCGACAGUUAAUCCUGCUACAGGGGAAACUAUUACUCAUGUACAAGAAGGAAAUGCUGAGGAUGUUGAUAAAGCUGUAAAGGCUGCUCAACAAGCUUUCCAGUUUGGAUCACCAUGGCGAAGAUUGGAUGCUUCAGAGAGAGGAAGAUUAUUGAAUCGCCUUGCUGAUCUCAUUGAGAGAGAUAGAGUUUACCUUGCAAGCCUGGAAACUUUGGAUAAUGGAAAACCUUAUUCUGAUUCUUUUAACAUAGAUCUUGAUCUGGUUCUUAAAGUUUACAGGUAUUAUGCUGGUUUUUCUGAUAAAAUUUAUGGCAAAACAUUAUCAGUUGAUGGAAACUACUUUUCUUAUACCAGACAUGAACCUGUAGGGGUUUGUGGACAAGUAAUUCCUUGGAAUUUCCCUUUGCUGAUGCAAGCCUGGAAACUGGCACCUGCUCUUGCUGCUGGAAACACUAUUGUUCUCAAACCUGCAGAACAAACUCCUCUAUCUGCUUUAUAUGUUGGAGAAUUGAUUAAAGAAGCUGGUUUUCCUCCAGGGGUUGUCAACAUUGUGCCUGGUUUUGGUCCAACUGCAGGAGGGGCUAUUGCUUCUCAUAAAGGAGUUGAUAAACUAGCUUUCACAGGUUCAACUGAAGUUGGCCAAAUUGUUAUGGAAGCUGCAGCAAAAUCAAAUUUGAAAAGAGUAACUUUAGAACUUGGUGGCAAGAGUCCAAAUAUCAUAUUUAAAGAUGCGGACAUGGAUAAUGCCAUCCAGUCUUCACAUGUAGGAUUAUUUUUUAAUCAAGGCCAGUGUUGUUGUGCUGGCUCUAGAAUUUUUGUUGAAGAAGACAUCUAUGAUAAAUUUGUUGAAAAGAGUGUUGAAAGUGCCAAAAAGCGCAAGCUUGGAAACCCUUUUGAUUCAAAAACAGAUCAAGGACCACAGAUUGAUGAUACUCAAAUGAAUAAAAUAUUAGACUUAAUCAAAAGUGGUAAAGAUCAAGGAGCUAAAAUGCUUUGUGGUGGUGGAAGAUAUGGGGAUAAAGGUUAUUUUGUAGAACCAACAGUAUUUGCUGAUGUUCAAGAUAACAUGAGAAUUGCAAAUGAAGAAAUUUUUGGCCCUGUUAUGCAAAUCCUAAAAUUUAAGACAAUUGACGAGUUGUUGGAAAGAGCCAAUAAAACUAUGUAUGGUUUAGCAGCAAGUGUCUUCACUAAAGAUAUUGAAAAAGCUAUGUACUUUUCAAGUGGUCUUCGAGCAGGCACAGUAUGGAUAAAUUGUUAUGAUGUAUUUUCUGCUCAAGCACCAUUUGGUGGAUUUAAGAUGUCUGGUAUUGGAAGAGAACUUGGAGAAUAUGGACUUCAAGCAUACAGUGAAAUCAAAACUGUGACAAUGAAAAUUCCCCAGAAAAACAGUUAAAAUUGUUUUAGAACAUUUAUUUUAUAAA